UUACGAGAGAACAUCAAUUAGGGAGAAAACUUUGAACCCAAAUACAUAGGAUAGAGGUGAAAUCUUUCUCUCAAUUUGCCAAAUGCAAAUGGAUGGGGCAUUGUUGAUGUAUUUAUUGCCUGUACUUAUUGUAUAUGCUCGUAUUCGUUAUAUCCUUCUCUUUUCUCUUACAUAGAGAGUGGGAAACAUAGUGACAUUUCAAUUGUAUUUUAAUCAAUAAAGAUUACCUAAAGAUCUGAGAGUAAAAGAGUCUCCCUGAUCAGACUUAAUGAGCAGUCGGCACACCCUAACACACACCCUAAUCCCAUUGGUGCAGGCCUUUAGUUCCACCCCUAGAGGAGACUAUAAAAAGGCGUGGAGCCCUCUCUCAGACACAGUCUCAUUGUGAGAUUCCUGGAGGUAGCAAGCCGGACUUGGCAGCACGGACUAGCACAAAGCAAAGGAGGAGAGGGUAGGCCGGACAAGCAGAAGUGUUGGCGGACUAGAUAGCCAAGCCACCAGGAGUGAGCUUCGCGUCAUACCCUUUAGGCAAGCGCCUAACCCAACGGGCCAGGAGGAUAACCCCAGCGGUCCUGGUCAGCUCUGGUCCAGACAAGCAGCCCGCAGCGGCCGCGAGAGGGGCCCUGGAGUCCAUCUCCUUCGAUUCUCAGGAUCUGAAGAUGGAUGCACAAUCAGAGCCGAAACUGGUGCUAAAAGGCACCACCAAGUUGUCUCUAAAUGAGCGCUUUACUGGUCUGCUGGAGAACAAACAGCCCACGCCAGUGACUAUUCGGGCUUCGCUGCAGCAACAGCUGCAAGGCAGCGCCAGAAACAGAAGACUGGCCCAGCAGAUGGAGAAUAGACCCUCUGUCCGGGCAGCAUUAACACUUAAGCAGCGCCUGGGUAACAAGAGGAACAUCCAGGCUCCCUUAGGCCUACCCAGUGGAGCGAUGGGAGGACGAGGCCAACCCAAAAUCCUGGGAGGCUUUCACCGAGGACGAGGACGAGGACGAGGACGAGGACGAGGACGAGGACGAGGACGAGGAGGACUACGUGGGGGACUUGCCACCAGAAGCCUGCCAAGGGGCGGGUUGUCAUUCCAAGGUCGAAGCCCGCUCCUCCGAGGUGAACAAGACUUUGCUGCCCCACGAAUGGACUCAAGAAGUGGUCCUGUUCCAGGUCGUGGAGGACCUGGGAGAGGGGGCCGAGGGCGUGCAGCUAUGGGUCGUGGUGGAAUCGGUGGUAGAGGUCUGGCUGUGAUAGGUCGGGGAAGAGGGAACUUUGGAUGGCGUGGUCGAGGCAGAGGUGCCCGCACUCGCCCUGCAUUGACCAAGGAGCAGCUGGACAAAGAACUGGAUGCAUACAUGUCCAACACUAAAGCACGCCUCGACGCUGAGUUGGAUGUCUACAUGCAGACAGAUUCUGAAACUGAUGAUUGAAGCCUGCCCGCCUGCCUCUUAGACUCUCGGGAAAUCACCACAUCUGUGCUUAAGAAGAAAUAGCCUUGAGCACACAUGAGAAGGACUCUGACGGAGGCCGGAAGGACUCACACCAUGGGUUGUGGACUCCCUUGCCACCAAUGGGUGCCUUUCGACUGUUCCGUUUACCUUUCGAUGCUCUGUAAAAUAAACCCCAUUUUCCCUUGAUUCGGCUGAGUUUGUUUUGUUGUUUAUCCAGUCACCCAGACUUGGGUUUAAGCAUUAAUUCCUUGGCCCUGUGAGGAGAACUUUUUUCCAGUCUCUGCCUCACCUGCUGUAUAGGAGGUAGUUUAAUAUUCCUUCUAAUCACCUUUAUGAUCCCAGAAAGAUUUCCCAGAAGGAGCCAGAGUUCUCACUGAUGUGAGCUCUCUGGCUUAGUGUUCUACACCUUCCUUAAAAGCUGUCUGCUCACAGCUAAACUGAAGGUGUGUGUGCUAUGUUGAUGGUGAAGGUGGUAAUUUGGAAAUGUUGAUAGUGCUCCUGAGUCAGGAACGGCAUACACAUUGUAGCCACUUUGAUUUAGUCUUUGACAUUGCAUAGGACGUGCUGAGCUGGAUGUAUAGAUUUUCGACCCUAAAAUAACAUU
Alexandromys fortis (reed vole) is the source of this 2043-nucleotide messenger RNA. Its product is annotated as chromatin target of PRMT1 protein-like. Bases 660 to 1418 code for a protein of 252 amino acids. The record is from RefSeq and is a predicted model, not a curated record. NCBI's taxonomy places the organism in Eukaryota, Metazoa, Chordata, Mammalia, Rodentia, Cricetidae. The transcript has a single exon.